This is a messenger RNA of Zingiber officinale, 495 nucleotides long. Its product is annotated as protein disulfide-isomerase like 2-1-like. The coding region runs from base 1 to 495 and encodes 164 amino acids. NCBI's taxonomy places the organism in Eukaryota, Viridiplantae, Streptophyta, Magnoliopsida, Zingiberales, Zingiberaceae. The record is from RefSeq and is a predicted model, not a curated record. The transcript has 4 exons.
AUGGAGAAUGGACAAUCAAUGGUUGAACAACUUGAAGAAGCAUCUACAUCUGGGGCAAAAGUGAUACACUCUCCAUUGAAAGUAAGAACCAAAGGUCGUCCACCCAUAAAGAGGAAACAAUCCAAGGUUGAACAAAUAGUGAAGAAAUCAAUUGCAAAGGCCCGAAAGAAGGUAUGUGCCCUCCUAAGUGGAGGAGGAUAUGCGGAGAAGGUAGCAGUUCCUGCUGGGCAGCUACUUCCCAUCCCAGAAGGAGUGUCCGUGAGAGAUGCAGCUAGUUUUCCUGAAGUUGCAUGCACUGUUUGGUCUGGAGUUAGUGGUUAUCCUACCUUGAAGUUUUUUCCCAAGGAAAACAAAGCUGGUGAAGAUUAUGAGGCUGAACGGGAGUUGGAUGAUUUUGUUAAAUUUAUUAAUGUGAAAUGUGGCACUAGCCGUGAUGCGAAUGGUCAACUUACUUUCCAGUCCGUAGUUGUAUAUGAUAGUUACUAUCUUGUCUAA